This is a messenger RNA of Lipotes vexillifer (Yangtze River dolphin), 4431 nucleotides long. It is a transcript of the gene NUP153, whose product is annotated as nucleoporin 153. Gene Ontology annotation, biological process: RNA export from nucleus; protein import into nucleus. The coding region runs from base 1 to 4431 and encodes 1476 amino acids. Gene Ontology annotation, cellular component: nuclear pore. Lineage: Eukaryota; Metazoa; Chordata; Mammalia; Artiodactyla; Lipotidae. Gene Ontology annotation, molecular function: structural constituent of nuclear pore. The record is from RefSeq and is a predicted model, not a curated record. The transcript is spliced from 23 exons.
AUGGCCUCGGGAGCUGGAGGCAUAGGAGGGGGCGGUGGCGGCAAGAUCCGGACUCGGCGUUGCCACCAGGGGCCAAUUAAACCUUACCAGCAGGGGCGACAACAGCACCAGGGCAUUCUCAGCAGGGUUACAGAAUCUGUUAAGAAUAUUGUGCCAGGAUGGCUACAAAGAUACUUCCACAAGAGUGAAGAUGUAUGUAGCUGCUCAACAGACACAAGAGAGGUGGCACAGUGGCCGGAAAAUAGGGAAGAUGACCAUAUAAUAUAUGCUGAUGAGGAGAACCCUAACAUUCAUGAUGGGAGAAUCACUCCUGAGCCAACAGUCAGUAAUACAGAAGAACCCUCAACAACUAGUACUGCUUCAAAUUAUCCAGAUGUAUUAACAAGGCCUUCUCUUCAUCGGAGCCAUCUGAAUUUCUCCAUGUUGGAAUCUCCUGCAUUACACUGUCAGCCCUCCACAUCUUCGGCAUUCCCAAUUGGCAGUUCUGGAUUUUCCCUCGUAAAGGAAAUUAAAGAUUCUACCUCUCAGCAUGAUGAUGAUAACAUCUCAACCACCAGUGGUUUUUCUUCAAGAGCUUCUGAUAAAGAUAUAGCUGUUUCAAAGAACACUUCAGUACCACCUCUGUGGUCCCCAGAGGCUGAACGUUCUCAUUCACUCUCACAGCACACUGCCACCAGCUCAAAAAAACCAGCAUUCAACUUGUCUGUCUUUGGAACACUUUCUCCUUCACUUGGGAAUUCUUCAGUUCUUAAAACAAGUCAGCUUGGAGACUCUCCUUUUUACCCUGGAAAAACGACAUAUGGUGGGGCAGCAGCUGCUGUAAGACAGUCUAAACUACAAAACACACCCUAUCAGGCACCAGUCAGAAGACAGAUGAAAGCUAAGCAACUGAACGCACAAUCCUAUGGUGUGACUAGUUCAACAGCUCGGAGGAUAUUGCAGUCUUUAGAGAAGAUGUCAAGCCCUUUAGUGGAUGCAAAAAGAAUUCCAUCUGUUUUUUCUUCUCCUCUGAAUUCCCCUCUUGAUAGGAGUGGGAUAGAUACCACCACAAAUUUUCAGGCCAGAAGGGAAAAGGUGGACUCUCAACACCCCCCUGUUCAGAGACUCAUGACCCCAAAGCCAGUUUCCAUAGCAGCAAAUCGAACUGUUUAUUUUAAACCAUCUCUGACCCCAUCUGGUGAAUUAAGGAAGACUAAUCAAAGAAUAGAUAAAAAGCACAGUACUGGAUAUGAAAAAAAUAUGACACCAGGACAAAAUAGAGAACAGCGAGAAAGUGGCUUUUCUUACCCAGAUUUCAGUGUGUCUGCAGCCAAUGGUUUGUCUUCUGGAGUAGGUGGUGGAGGUGGGAAGAUGAGGCGAGCGAGGACGCGCUUUGUGGCAUCUGAACGUCAAGAGGAGGAGGAAAUGCAAGUCCCAGUAUUACCGAGAAUCUCUCUACCCAUCACCAGUUCUUCACUGCCUACCUUCAGUUUUAGUUCUUCUACGAUCACAACUUCCUCUCCAUCACCCACUACUCCUUCACAAUCAUUAACAAACCAGGUACAGAUGACCUCUCCAAACAGCACUGGCAGCCCCUUGUUUAGAUUUUCAUCUCCAAUUGUAAAAUCUACUGAGGCAGAUGUACUACCUCCGUCAUCUAUUGGAUUUACAUUUAGUGUGCCCGUGGCAAAGACAGCAGAAUGUUAUGGCACUAGUAGUGCCUCAGAGCCACUUACAAGGAGUUCAGCUCAAGAUAUCACUGCAGUGAACAGUCCAAGCUGUAAGGAGAAACCAGAUGAAGAUUGCAAGGGCCCUUUCAAACCUGCAAAAACCCUGAAAGAAGGAAGUGUCCUAGAUGUUCUGAAGAGCCCUGGUUUCACAUCACCAAAGGCAGAUUCUCUUGCUGCUCAACCUACCACCACAAGCCUGGUAGUUUAUUCAAGACCAGCAAUAAGUAGCUUUUCUUCUAGUGGAAUUGGGUUUGGGGAAAGUUUAAAACCUGGGUCAUCGUGGCAGUGUGAUACCUGUCUACUCCAGAACAAAGUUACAGACAACAAAUGUGUAGCCUGUCAAGCAGCAAAAUUGCCACCAAAAGAUACUGCUAAACAGACUGGAACUGGGACACCAAGUAAAAGUGGCAAACCAACUGUUUCUGCACCAGAGACAGGCUUUGGAGACAAAUUUAAACCAGCAGCAGGAGCUUGGGAUUGCGAUACCUGUUUAGUGCAAAAUAAACCUGAAGCGAUAAAAUGUGUAGCUUGUGAAACACCGAAACCGGGAACUGGUGUUAAGCGAGUCCUUGCGUUGCCAGUGGCUUCAGAAAGCGCUGUUACUGUGGCUGCUUCCUCCUCCAGCUGCACUGAGACCACUGGUGCCUUAGGAUUUACAGAUAAAUUCAAAAGGCCCGUGGGAUCUUGGGAGUGUCCAGUGUGCUGUGUUUCUAAUAAUGCAGAAGACAAUAAAUGUGUGUCCUGUAUGUCUCAGAAACCAGGAACUUCAGUACCUGCUUCAAGUAGCAGCACUGUCUCUGUCUCUCUGUUGUCUGGAGGCUGCCUAGGAUUGGACAAGUUCAAGAAACCUGAGGGAAGCUGGGACUGUGAAGUGUGCCUAGUGGAGAAUAAAGCAGAUUCUACCAAAUGCGUAGCAUGUGACAGUGCAAAGCCGGGCACAAAGUCUGAGUUUACAGGCUUCAGCCCAUCUUCCUCAUCUUCGAACCCAGCAACCUCAUCCUUCAAAUUUGGCAUCCCAUCAUCCUCUUCUGGGCCUUCUCAGACUUUAACAAACACUGGAAAUUUUAAAUUUGGAGAUCAAGGAGGUUUCAAAAUAGGUGUGUCAUUAGAUUCUGGGUCUGUAACCCCUUUGAGUGAAGGCUUUAAAUUUUCUAAACCAAUAGAUUUUAAAUUUGGAGUUUCAUCUGAUUCUAAACCUGAAGAAGUUAAAAAAGAUAGUAAAAAUGAUAAUAAUUUUAAGUUUGGACUUGCUUCUGGUUUAAGCAGUCCGCCUUCUUUAGCUCCAUUUCAGUUUGGGGUGUCUAGUCUUGGGCAGCAAGAAAAGAAAGAAGAACCGCCGAAAUCUUCAUCUGCAGGCUUUGGCUUUGGUUCCGGUGUCAUUAACCCUCCCCCUGCUGCUACUGACACCACAGUGACCUCUGAGAGCAAGAGCAGCUUCAGUUUUGGAACCGUGGACACCAAGAGUGUCCCAGGGGCUCCUUUCACAUGUCAAACGCCAGAAGCAAAAAAAGAAGAAACCCCUGCCUCCAAAGGAGGGUUCACUUUUGGCAGCGUGGACCCUGCCCCCCUGCCAUCUGCCUCGUUGUUUGUUUUGGGAAGGACAGAAGAGAAACAGCAAGAGCCUGUCACGUCUACAUCUCUAGUGUUUGGGAAAAAAGCUGACAGUGAAGAGCCAAAGUGUCCACCACUGUUUUCCUUUGGGAACUCAGAGCAAACCAAAGACGAGGGUUCUUCCAAGUCUUCGACCUUUAGUUUCAGUAUGGCAAAACCAUCUGAGAAGGAAUCUGAACAGCCAACGAAGGCCACUUUUGCUUUUGGAGCUCAAACCAGUACUACAGCUGAUCAAGGUACAGCAAAGCCAGUUUUCAGUUUCUUGAACGACAGUUCCUCUAAUUCAAGUACACCAGCCACUUCAGCUGGUGGUGGCAUAUUUGGUAGUUCCACCUCGUCCUCCAGUGCGCCUGCGGCUGCCUUUGUAUUUGGACAGGCCAGCAGUCCUGUGAGCAGCUCUGCCUUUGGGAACUCUGCCGAAUCCAGUACCUCUCAGUCUUUGCUAUUUUCUCGAGAGAGCAAACCAGCAACCACGUCGAGCGCAGGCACAGCUGUCGCCCCAUUUGUCUUUGGUCCGGGUGCCAGCAGCAGUGAUACUGCCGCCUCUGGUUUCAGCUUUGGAGCUCCCACCACAUCGAGCUCUGCAGGAUCCUCCUUUGUAUUUGGCACUGGACCUUCAGCACCAUCUGCCAGUCCAGCGUUCGGUGCUAACCAGACCCCAACAUUUGGACAAAGUCAAGGUGCCAGCCAGCCUAACCCCCCAGGCUUUGGAUCUAUAUCUUCUUCAGCAGCAUUAUUUUCUGCUGGUUCUCAGCCUGCGCCACCUACUUUUGGGACAGUGUCAAGCAGUAGCCAGCCUCCCGUGUUUGGACAGCAGCCUAGUCAGUCUGCAUUUGGCUCUGGAACAGCUCCUAAUUCCAGUUCUGUUUUCCAGUUUGGCAGCAGCGCUACAAAUUUCAACUUCACAAACAAUAAUCCAUCAGGAGUGUUCACGUUCGGCGCAAAUGCCAGCACACCUGCAGCCUCAGCCCAGCCCUCUGGCUCGGGGGGCUUUCAAUUUAGCCAGUCUCCAGCGGCGUUUUCUGUGGGGUCAAAUGGGAAAAACUCAUUCUCUUCUGGAACUUCAGUUUCUGGUCGCAAGAUAAAGACUGCUGUUAGACGCAGGAAAUAA